AUGCGAGGCAUUGUUCAUCCGUCUAGAUCUGAGGGUCACAAGCUAGCAUGCCUCUCUCUGUAUCGUAACCUCCUUAGACAGGCUUUGCGUCUCCAUGACGAGACUACGUCGGACUACCUCAAAAGUCUUGUUCAGAAUCGCUUUCGACUUGACAGGCGGAUCAACUCGCCCAGUGCAAUCUGCCAUGCCUUAGAACAAGUUCGGGAAGUUCACAAGAUUGUGAAAGAUGCUGCCGACGGUUGUCUCGAAAAUCAGCUUCGGCUCGUCGACGCUCUAAGCAGAGUUGCCAUUCAUGCGCAGGAGCAAGACACUCUGCGGAGUCAUCAAGCGAACCUGCGAAGUCCCACGCGUACAAGCAAGCUAGCUAAGAUAGCACACCACGAAAAUCAUCGCAGCAAGGAAUGGGCUGCUAAGAUCCCGAAGUCGAUACCGAUUCUGCAACGCCCUGUGCCCAAGGAACAGCUUCCAAACCCAGAUCGACCUCGUCGCGUACCUGUCGUUAUGUCAAGUCAAGGGUUCCCGUUCCUGCGCUAUAAAUCUGGCUCUCAGUCACUAGAACUGGGCAGGAUAAUGAGGGACCAGUAUGAACGAGAUUUUAGACGAUGGACUACCGUUCAGAAUUUACAGCACGAGCUUGACCAUGCCCGGCUUGAAGAUUCGUGGGAUAAAGAUCUGGAGAAGCACGCUGGACACUACAAUAACGACGAUGUAAGGUGGACCGAGGCUAUCACUUUCGCUGAUGCAGAAUUACGGGGCGUGUUGAGGCAAGCAGCACGAAGGAGGGACGAUAUAGCUAUGCGCAUGUGGCACAUCAAAGAAGAGGAGACACAGCUCGCAGCGAAGGAGAAAGAAGAGAGAAGGGUUCAGCGGCGGUUAGAGAGAGAACAGCAAUCACGAAGCACAUUGGUGGCUGCAGGCAACGAGACCACAGCAGGCAUAGCUCGUAAAGGUCAAGCCAACCAUGAUAGUUCAGCUGGUUCAGAGCCAACAAUAGAUGCUGAUACAAAGUAA
Molecule: messenger RNA, 1011 nt
Organism: Lithohypha guttulata
Lineage: Eukaryota; Fungi; Ascomycota; Eurotiomycetes; Chaetothyriales; Trichomeriaceae
Exons: 2
Coding region: 1-1011 (336 amino acids)
Source: RefSeq, a predicted model, not a curated record